This is a messenger RNA of Capronia coronata CBS 617.96, 324 nucleotides long. RefSeq lists its product as uncharacterized. The record is from RefSeq and is a predicted model, not a curated record. Bases 1 to 324 code for a protein of 107 amino acids. The transcript has a single exon. NCBI's taxonomy places the organism in Eukaryota, Fungi, Ascomycota, Eurotiomycetes, Chaetothyriales, Herpotrichiellaceae.
AUGUCGAGCGACGCGCCCAGUCAACUCCGAUCCGCAGAUGAUUUCCACAUCCAGAACUCACCAACCGAUAUCAACCAGGCUCCCCUGAGCGACAACUACCAAGAAUCGUUCAUUGAUAUUGCGGCAUUGGCCAUUACUUUCCUUUUGAUGACAACGUUUAUCGCCAUCCUGCUCUACGCCUGGCGAAAGAGAUGUGACGGUCGACGAAAUGCCUGUCGGGCCUGUCACACACGCCAGCACAGCAAUCUGAGCUGCCGCGAUGACGACUUGGAGGACAUUGACCUUGUCUUCGACGACAAGGACGUUGUUGGCAAACAAGACUAA